This is a messenger RNA of Penicillium verhagenii, 363 nucleotides long. RefSeq lists its product as uncharacterized. The transcript has a single exon. Lineage: Eukaryota; Fungi; Ascomycota; Eurotiomycetes; Eurotiales; Aspergillaceae. The coding region runs from base 1 to 363 and encodes 120 amino acids. The record is from RefSeq and is a predicted model, not a curated record.
AUGAGCUCCAUCCUACGACUUCCAUCACGAAUUCGGGCGCCUAUUUCCUCUACUUCUCUCGGUCGCACCUUGACCAAUAUUCCUGCCCAGCAAUGCUACAUUCAUGGCACCCCCAGUAACCAUGGUCCGGAGAAAGACAGAAAUCACGACAAUGCCCCAAACCACCCAAUUCCCUCCAACAACGCCCAUCCUACUCUUCGAGACGGCAGACAGUCGAGCCUCAGUGACAUGGAUGGCCACAAAAAUGAGGAUCUCCCAGAGGAUGUGAAAAAGCAUAACGAAGAAAUGGCACAACGAUAUGAUAAACCUUUGAACCAUAUCUCGGAUGAGGGCACUGUUGAGAAGACGUUUGAGGAGAAAUGA